AUGGCAACAAUCCAUUUUCUUCCACAAUCUCUUCCUCAUCAUCAUUCUCACAAUUCACUAAACCCCACCAUUUUCUUCUUCUCCUCCUCCAAAUUUCCCUGUAGAACAAAUCCACCCAAGUCCACCACCAAUGACCACCCCACCACCACCCAAGAACCCCCUACCCCCUCUCGCGGUGGCCGUAAAAAAUCAUCCACCCCCACAACUUCAAGAAAAUCAAGAACCCCAAAAGAUUCAAACUUUGAUAUCAACAUUGCAGAAUCCAACACCCAAAUGGAAGAAAUUGAUGAUUAUGAUGAUGGGGUUGAUUUUCCAUACCCAAACCCACCUUUGGUCUGCUGUUUUGGUGCAGCACAGAAGGAGUUUGUGCCAACAGUGAGAGUAUCACAUGAGCAAAUGGAUAAAGAUAAGUAUUCAGAGUGGAAAAUGUUGCAGUGGAAUCCACCUGAGUUUGUUAGAGCUCCUGGUGGACCUCCAUCUAAUGUUGCUAUAUCUCAUGUUAGGCUUGGUGGUAGAGCUGCAUUUAUGGGGAAAGUUGGGAAUGAUGAGUUUGGACAAGAAAUGGUUUUGUUAAUGAAUAAAGAAAAUGUGCAAACAAGGUCUGUCAAAUUUAGUGAUAGUAUGAGGACCGGAUGUAGUUAUAUGAAAAUUAAGUUUAAAGAUGGGAAAAUGAGGGUGGAGAAAGUUAAAGACUCUGCUGAGGAUUCACUGCUUAGCUCCGAAUUGAAUCUUGAUGUUCUGAAAGAGGCUAGGAUGUUCCACUUUAAUUCUGAAGUCUUGACAUCUUCAUCUAUGCGUUCUACUCUUUUUAAAGCAAUUACAUUGUCAAAGAAGUUUGGUGGUCUUAUAUUUUUUGACUUAAAUCUGCCAUUGCCCCUGUGGAGAUCACGUGAUGAAACAAGGGAUUUGAUCAAGAAAGCCUGGCAGCAAGCUAACAUCAUUGAGGUUUCAAGACAAGAGCUUGAAUUUCUUCUUGACGAAGAGCAUUACGAGAGGAAAAGGAAUUACAGACCUCAGUACUUUGCAGAGAAUUAUGAACAAACCAAACAAAGAAGAAAUUAUUAUCACUAUACUCCUGAGGAAAUUGCUCCCUUGUGGCACGACGGACUGAAACUUUUGUUUGUUACAGAUGGGACACUUAGGAUUCAUUACUACACCCCUUCUUUUGAUGGGGUGGUUGUUGGUACAGAAGAUGUGCUCAUAACACCGUUUACUUGUGAUAGAACUGGUUCUGGUGAUGCUGUUGUCGCUGGAAUAAUGAGAAAGUUGACAACACAACCAGAGAUGUACCACGAUCAAGAUGUCCUAGAGAGACAGCUUCGCUUUGCAAUUGCAGCGGGGAUAAUAUCCCAGUGGACAAUAGGUGCUGUUAGGGGUUUUCCUACUGAAAGCGCCACACAGAAUCUCAAAGAGCAGGUUUAUGUACCAUCGAUGUGGUAG
Messenger RNA from Solanum tuberosum (potato), 1440 nucleotides. Its product is annotated as fructokinase-like protein 1. NCBI's taxonomy places the organism in Eukaryota, Viridiplantae, Streptophyta, Magnoliopsida, Solanales, Solanaceae. Gene Ontology annotation, molecular function: kinase activity. The record is from RefSeq and is marked provisional. Gene Ontology annotation, biological process: chloroplast organization; plastid transcription. Gene Ontology annotation, cellular component: chloroplast nucleoid.